Owenia fusiformis is the source of this 537-nucleotide messenger RNA. Lineage: Eukaryota; Metazoa; Annelida; Polychaeta; Sabellida; Oweniidae. The record is from the annotation of a GenBank genome assembly.
AGCAAACACAUUGACAAGAGUGCCCCUGUCAGUAAAGAAGAAAUAAAGACAAGUGCCGAGAAGAACCUAGUGUCCCUUCAGCUAGUAGAAUCCAGUCAUCAUAUCAUCGCAGGCCAUGGGGUGAAGAGUAGGGGUGUACAGACUGACCCUGCUAGUGAUCCAUUAGGCGCCUGGGGCGGAGGUGUGCAGCGAACAAUCAGCACACUAAACUACUACCCACCAGUCCCACCAGCCAAUUGGGUCAAGUUCGACCCGACACAUCCUAUCUCCAAACAGCCGCAGAGAUCUCUGGCUAACGCCAUGCUGCAGGGGGUGGAGCCUGAUGAAGUACAGAGAGACGUGCAACUUUCUGCAUCUUCCUUGGAGAGAGAGUUGAACAGAAUGACCAGUGGCAUCAAAGGGUUCCUACAAUACACCCUUGAAAUAAUCCAAUCCCAAGUGUGUGCCAUGGCAACAUCAAACAACAAGCUUCGGUCUCACAUAGCAACCAAGAAACAACACCUAUUGGGAGAUAGUGGUUGCCUUAGUGAGCAGUGG